Molecule: messenger RNA, 4898 nt
Organism: Diatraea saccharalis (sugarcane borer)
Lineage: Eukaryota; Metazoa; Arthropoda; Insecta; Lepidoptera; Crambidae
Source: the annotation of a GenBank genome assembly
ACUUUUCAAUUUCAUACAGAUUAGAAAUGUAGGUUGUUGUAAUAAUAUUUCUUUUUUCAGCUGUUAUUUUUCAAUUACACCAGCUGAGACAACUGACUACAUCAUAAAGUCAGUUGGAAAUAUCAUUAUUUCAAUGCAGGUCUUUCUACACCGUUAUUGAUUUUAAGGUUACAUUACCUGGUUUAGGGGCACCAGACACCUAUUUAAUUUGAAAAUUACUUGCAAAAAGUAAUUAAUUCAAGAUGGGAGUUCCAAAGUUUUUCAGGUAUACCAGUGAAAGAUACCCUUGCCUCAAUGAAUUGGUGAAGCAGUAUCAGAUACCUGAUUUUGACAACAUGUAUUUGGACAUGAAUGGUAUCAUACACAACUGCUCCCAUCCGGAUGAUUCUGAUCCUCACUUCCGUAUCACAGAAGAGAAGAUAUUCAAAGACAUUUUUCACUACAUCAGCAUCCUUUUUCAAAUCAUUAAGCCAAAGAAGUUGUUCUUCAUGGCAAUUGAUGGAGUUGCUCCUAGAGCAAAGAUGAACCAGCAAAGGGGCAGGAGAUUUAGAUCAGCUAGAGAAGCUGAGAAGUUAGAAGAAGAUGCAAAAGCUAAAGGAGAGAAACUGCCAACUGAGAAACGUUUUGAUAGCAACUGCAUCACACCUGGAACAGUAUUUAUGACCCGACUCCAUGAGCAACUGAGAUAUUUUGUGAAACAAAAGAUGUCCACUGAUCCAUUGUGGUCUAAAGUGAAGGUCAUCCUUUCUGGCCAUGAGACGCCAGGUGAAGGUGAGCACAAGAUAAUGGAUUACAUCCGUUGGUCGCGUUCUCAGCCCGACUAUGAGCCUAACACACGGCACUGUCUCUACGGGCUGGACGCAGAUCUCAUUAUGUUGGGUAUGUGUACGCACGAGCCCCACUUUGCGUUGCUAAGGGAAGAGGUUAAAUUCGGUAAAACUACACAGCGUGCUACGAGUCCAGAAGAGACUAACUUCUACCUCCUACAUCUAUCGCUACUUAGGGAAUAUUUAGAACAAGAAUUCAUAUCAAUAAAAGACAAAUUGCCCUUUCAGUAUGAUUUAGAGAAGUUGGUAGAUGAUUGGGUGCUAAUGGGCUUUUUAGUGGGCAACGAUUUUAUUCCUCAUUUACCUCAUAUGCAUAUAGGAAAUGAUGCUUUACCCAUACUUUAUAGUACAUAUAUGAAAGUAUUACCUACUUUGGAUGGUUAUAUAAAUGAAGCAGGAGACUUAAAUCUAGAGAGAUUUGAAAUAUUUAUGCAAGAAUUAGCCAAAUUAGAUAAGGAGAAAUUUCAAGAUGUAUACGCAGAUUUGAAAUAUUUCGAGGCAAAGACAGGUAGACGACCUAAUGCACAGGAAAGAAAAGAGUACAAACCCAAUAAUGACGAAACAUUCAAUGUCAAUGUUGAUGAUAUCAAAAAUAAUAAACCGGAUGACGAAUUGCAGGCGCUCAUUAAUGCCACACAAGAAAUGUUUAUGGACGAUUUGGAUAACGAGGGGGAAGAAUAUGAAGAAACGAGCGACGAGGAGGCUAAUAUUGAAAUGGAGUUUUUGUUGCACAAAAAAGACUAUUACAUGAACAAAUUAGAUUAUUCCAAAGUAACCGAUGAGGUGUUAGCGGACCAAGCUGAAGGUUACGUGAGGGCGAUACAAUGGAAUUUGUUUUAUUAUUACAAGGGUUGCCCUUCGUGGUGUUGGUAUUAUCCACACCAUUACGCACCAUACAUAUCAGAUAUAAAAGGAUUCAAGGAUUUGAAGAUAGAGUUUGAAUUGGGAGAGCCAUUCAAACCUUUCGAGCAGCUCCUAGCGGUAUUGCCAGCUGCAAGCAAGCAUCUUCUACCCGCACCAUUCCACGACCUGAUGACAGAUGAAGAUUCACCUAUCGUACACUAUUAUCCUAUUAACUUUGAGACAGAUCUCAACGGUAAGAGGAAUGACUGGGAAGCCGUCGUGCUUAUACCAUUUAUUGACGAGGCCAAUCUUCUAUCAGCAAUGGCUCCGUGCUACGAGAGGUUGACAGAUGAGGAACUGAAACGUAAUAGCCAUGGUCCUAUGUUGGUAUAUAAUUGGACUUCAACUAGUCAAGGGCCUGUGAAUGCUCCAAGUUAUUUCCCGCCAAUAGUGGAUUGCCACGCUAUAGAAAGUAAAGUGUGGCGUCAGCAGUUAGACGUGCCGGAGUCCCAGCUCAGGAGAGGGAUGCUUCCCAACGCCAAGAGGGAUAUGCUUUUCCCUGGUUUCCCCACCAUGAAGCACCUAAAAUAUCAGGCUAGUUUAAAGAAGAGCAAAGUGAAAGUAUUCGACCAGCCGUCCCGUAAUGAGAGCAUGAUAAUACAAAUAAUAAGAGAUCCCAAUAGAGAUGAACGGUUAGAAGCAGUUGCCAAAGAUUUCCUUGGGAGAACCAUAUGGGUGGGGUGGCCGCAUCUAACUAGAGCUAAGGUAAUAUCAGUGUCGAACGAGAAAAUGCGAUUGCAUUACGUCGAUCAACAAAACAACAAUGUAAGCGGAUGUCCCAAUUACACGACAGAGACAAAUGCCGGCAACUUGCACAAACAAUGGAUAUCUGAGAGAGCCACCAUUAUCGAACACAACAUGAAUCGCCUCGGUAUUGACUUGGAUGAACUUAAUGUUAUUAUUCAUGCGGUUAAUUUAAAAGGUUAUAAAUACGUAAUACAGGACAACGUUCAGAUGGUGAGCGAACCGGAGUGGUGUUCGAUACCCUGUGGGUAUGCUUUACACGCUGUAGUGAAGGAUGUGUCCGCUCACAUAAUGCAGGAUGUGGGAAAGUUCUCCACACCACAAGAAGCUUACCCACCCGGUGAUAAGGUGUUCCUGCUCACCCAGGGACAGUACUACGGUUGUCUUGCUACGGUGGUGGAAUCGGAUUCGAUCCGUAGCGGUCGCAUCAAGGUAUGCGUGCGCGAGCGUGCGGAGCCCGCGCCCGCCGUGCACGCGGCCGCGUGCCCGUACCGCUCCGCCAAUCACGCCGCCGCGUUAUGCGGUAUAUCGGCACAAAUGUUGUCGCGCAUCACGGGUUCAGUGCUUGUGGUGACAGGUCAACGGAACGAUCUACCCACCGAUACAAUGAACAAAAUCAACGUAGGACUCAACCUGAAGUUUAAUAAAAAGAAUCAAGAAGUAUCCGGUUACACGAGACGAUGCAAAAUGACCAACUCGUGGUUGUAUUCAGAGCGGUGUAUCGAAUUAGUGAGGGCAUAUUCGAGUCAAUUUCCCGAUCUGUUCGAUGCGCUGGCGCAGACAGUUAACCAUGAUGUGUUCUUCGAGAGUGAUCUGUGGCCGAAAGAAGUUGGUCAAAAGAAAGCUAAUGAAGUAGCGAAAUGGUUGAAGAGUCAACCUCAUGCGACGGCUGUUAGACGUGAAUGUGGCUCUGAUGCCCUUGAACCUGAAGAGAUGAGAGCUCUCUGGUCUACACUAGACUGUCAACUUAAGGAAUUGAAGGAUAAGGAGAAGAAGGUCACCCUACAUGUCAAAUGGAACCUUUUGUACAAGCCGGAACUGCACGAGGGUAAUAUCCAGCCGGAUCCUAAAGCGGACUUCAAGAUGUACGAUCGUGUGGUAUGCGUGUCUCGCUCUAUCACUGUGCCGAUAGGUGCGACGGGAACAGUCACCGCAGUAUAUCAACCGCCCGCACCCAACACAGUUCGACUGUCGGAUAAGCUUAACGCCGAACCAUCCUACCAGGUAAUGUUCGACGAACCAUUCCCUGGUGCUAUGACAGAAGAUUUGUUUGAAGAACCAAGGUUUUACAGAAUGCUGCCGACCAAUAUGUUGAAUAUAUCUUACGGUCGUAAGCUCCGUAACUCCAUCAGCUGCGCCCCGGAGACAUUCACUCGGGCCCCGACUCUGCUGCGACGUGACGGAAACCAUUCGGCUUUCGCUAGCUACAGCCCACCAACGACGGAGAUGAAGCCAAUACAAUUUGUUCGAGAAAGCACUGCCACUUCUUCGAACAAAGAAACAUCGCAGGAAAAUGCCACCCAUCUACUCCGAAGUCUGCUAAAGAUUAGUGAAGAUAACGAUGCCAAAAAGAACAAUAAUAAGGGUAAAUCUGAUCAAAAUUGGAGAAAGAAAAACGAGAACAUCCCACAACCUCCACUACCACAAAUGGCAAGAGGGCAACAGCAGCAGAAUUGGAGAAAAGAAAUUUCCAAUAUAAAACCGCCACAGGGACAAUUGCCAAACGAAUGGACCAACACUAAUUUCAAGAAUCAACCCCCUAUCCCUCCAUUCCCCAAUUUCGGGCAGCCGUUCCAAGGGCCAGUGCCCAACCAGAUACCCUUCGUGCCGUUCCAGAACCCUCACUUCCAACGCAACCAGAACCAUCACGGCAACCAUGAGACGAACACUCGCAACCAGAAUCAAAACCAGUACACGAACAACCAGUUCAGCAACCGCACUCAUCAUAACCAAGGUUUCCCGAAGCAUUUGCCGAAUGUUAGCGGUUCCAACAUUACAUUAGGACCGAGCUGGGUCCAAGCGCAGCCGAAACAAGUUCCAUCAAGUAAGCCGAACGCGGUUCCUACUCCGAGUAGUGUAGAGAAGUUGUCCAAUCCCUUCGUACCACUACAAGUACAGACGAGUCGAAGACGUAUUCAAAAUACGGGCGGUCCAUCGACGAAGAAGGAUGAGUUACCGGCCCCCAAGGCUACACAUCCCCAACCUCAACCUACUAAUCAAAACGUUCAGCCUCAACGUCAGGAGUCCUCAUCACGACCCCAAAAGAAGAAAAAGCCAAGAAUAGCGGCCAACCUACCCUUUCAUAUAGAUUAAUACACUCACAUGUUUAUAAGUGUCCUAGAAAAUGAUAAAACUUUGAUGUUGGUAUCUAUUAGAACUGUCAAAUAAUAACAUAAAAAUAUGAGAGAUGUAAAUAAAUUCUUG